Messenger RNA from Scatophagus argus, 11123 nucleotides. RefSeq names its product muscleblind-like protein 1. Gene Ontology annotation, molecular function: metal ion binding. The coding region runs from base 6339 to 7625 and encodes 428 amino acids. The record is from RefSeq and is a predicted model, not a curated record. The transcript has 12 exons. Lineage: Eukaryota; Metazoa; Chordata; Actinopteri; Scatophagidae.
UUUCCUAUGGUUAUUUGUGAAUUUCAAAUAGAAUCAUUUUGAAGCUGUAUUGCAGUCAUUUAUUCUUUCCAAAAAGUGUCUGAACAAGAGCUGGACAUGAUUCUGGUAAAAAUACACACUGAAGGCAAAAGCCAUAGCUUUAAACUCUCGCCUUCCUUCCCUCCUCUCCCCUCUUUACCCCUCUCCUCACCACCUCCCUCUCGCCUGUCUUGGUUUCCUCUUGGUGGUGUGUCCGUGGUUGGGACAGUGAUGAGGAAUGUUGUUGUUGUGACUUAGCUGGAUUCAGGGUGGCUCAGACAGUACCAAACACACACAGUAUGUUUGUGCACACAUGCAAGCAUGUGCAAUAAAGCCAGAUGUAUGACAGUUUGCAUUGUUGAGUCUUUUGAAAGUGCUCUGGUAGCUGUGGUGCAGGUAGACGUCACUUUCUGCAUAGCAGAGGCCUGAGGAAUGUGCUGGUGUUGUCAGUGUUGUACAGGUGGUGGCUAAUAAUAUGAAAGGUAUUUUUGCUGUGUAUUGUUGUAUAUGUGUUUGAUCUCAGGUGCAGAUUGCUCUGCAUUUAUGUGCGUUGCCCAUAAUCUAGGAUCUGCCCUGUGGACAGGAUUAUAUGCAUGGCUGAAUUUGCACUGGCAGGUUAAGCUUUUAUUACACGAGGGCUUCUCUGUAUGUUCCUACUGUGUUAUGAUCACAUUUCAGCCCCUCUGAGCAGCAGUUUGACAAGGCUUUGGUUGAGUAAUGGCACCUUCUACUUAAUGAAAUUCCAAAAUAAGCAAACGAAUUGACACUGUCAGAGACACGUUUGAAAUGAACCUGCCCCAAUAUUUACCUGUUUCAGUUCUUUUCAGGGGGCCAGUGAUAAUUGUUUGCCAGAUAUUUCAGCAUAGAGGUAACAAGCCCGGCAUGUUACUGUAUCUGAAAUAAACACAACGGUGCUAAUAACCAGGGCAAACAGCAUGUUGAAGCUGCUGUUUGUGGAGACAGUAAUAAAUGUCUAAUUAUUUAUUUAUUGUUCUGUCCGGAGGUACAUGUGUCAACACGAGCCUGGCCUUGUUUUUUCUUCACCCCAGGUGUAUCAGCUCCUUCUCACAGCCUUGACAUCUUAAACCUACAUAACUCUGAAGAAGAGAUUGACCGGUAUAACAUUGAAUAACGUACUCCUGUCAUAUUACUUUCAUUUUUUCACUCACUGUUUCAGUAUUGGCAUGGCCCAUCCUUUAUGAAAAUGAUUGACUAAAUGAAAGUUAUACAGAUAACUAGUGCAGGAGAUCGAACUGGUCGCAGCCGAGAAAUGUUUGCAUGUGACAUGCUGAUAAAGAAGCUCAACAUGCUCCGAGCGCAAUGUGUUUAUGGCAUACAAGAUUAGACACUGUGGUGUGUGCUCUGAAAUGGAGAAGAUUCUGUUCUGUAUGCAAAGGUAUAUGUAAUAACAAAAGAAACAUUUUAACAUAUAAGCAUUUUCCAGAUCAUUUUAAUUACAAAAAACUCCUUCCGUGUGUUUGAAAAAGUCACAGCAACAGUAAUGUUAAAAUAUUUUUUGUCAUACACCUAGUGUAUAUAUUUAAGACUGUAUGUGUUUUCAUUUUUGUCCAAAGAAUAACAGGUUGUACUGCCUGUAUACAUACACACGAUGGAUGCAACUAAAAGCAAACACAACAUGAACAGUGUCUUACAAAGGUCUAAGUCCACCGCGAUCUGCCUCAGCAGCUUCAGUUUUAUACAUCUCUAAACUCAACUGGAGGGAGCACAGUUCCUCUGAACAAUAUCUCCUCAUGUGAUAUGCCUGUUCAGAUUCUCCCACAGGUGUUCAGUUGGGAUUUAUUCAUUUAUUUUCUUAAUUUUGCUACCUGUCCCUAGAUAUGGAAAUCAGCCCGACCACAUCUCAGAGGGUAGACAACAUAAAUGUGAGCCAGUGAGCCACUCAUUAAACCAUAAGGCCUGCCAUUAUCCACAUUGUCUGUUGACUUCACCACAUCCUUACACACACACACACACACACACACAAAGAUGCAGUGUUGCACACAAUCAGAUAUUCACUACAGCUUAAGAACAGUCUGUGCCAGGACACAUAGCGGUUUGUGUGUUCGUAUAGGUUUGUAUUUGUGUGUCUUGUCAGUGUGCGAUUGUGUGUGCGCAUAGCUCUGUCCAUGUAUGCUAAACAAGAGAUCUAAUUGUCUCCAGAGGUUUGCUCUCGGAGGAAUCAAUGGGCAUUGUUUGUUAUGUGUUCCUAGCCUAAGACUCACUUUCAGAGCCAUGUUAUUUAAUAUGAUGACAAAUAAUCCAGUUAAACUGAAUAGCUGAACGGAGAUGAUGACUUCAUGCUGAUGACGAUGAGGAAGUCGAUAACAAUACCAAGUAUGGUGAGACUCAAAUUAGCAAGAAAAUGACUUGGAGGUUUUGCAAUACCCUGUGCAUAUGCGUACUCUUUUCAUCUAUAACCUCUUUUAAUAACAAACUAAAUUUAAACAUGAAGUAUAAAUAAAUUUUGUUUCUUAUUAAGGCAAUGUGCUGUUGCCCUCAUUUUAUGCAGUCCUUCCUGGGUGCAAUCUCCGAACCAACAUGAAAGCUCUCGUCAUCAAAAGAAAUGCAAUUUACACAGAGAUAUGAGCUUUGGUGGAUAGAGCAGCAGCCCACAGCCCCUCAGUCCCUCAGACCAGGAGGCAGUGUGGAGAACAUGCUCACAUGUUCAUAUAUGCAUCAGUGUGUGUGCACAUAAAGGUCAGCGAGGGCAGUAUUGACAUGCUAUAUUCUGAGCACAUGGUGCAGCGGCAGCAAGGCCUGGGGUGUUGCAUUUCCUCCAGCGUCCUCCACUGUGACGACCUGUCUCAGCACACUGUCACCCUGACUCCACCUCUGUCAAUAUGCCGAAACCACUCCUUUUACUGAACAGCAGCAAACCAAAAGAGAAUAAAGCCUCUUUCUCUGCAGUCAAAGCUGAAAAGAGGAGCUCAGCCUAAAAGCUACGGUUUGCCGGUUAGGCUCCCUCAGCAGAUGUUGCAGUAUAACAAGCAGCAUUUUCUUUAACUUAAUCUGUACUCACAUUGCACCAGUUAACCCCAGUGUGCUAUUUCUUGUGUGAUUAUGUAGAAUAGAGAAUCCAAAAAGUCAUGACCUGUAGUGUUAAUAGAUGCUGAACUAGACUAAGACUCAGUCAUUGUUCAGGAAGUCUUAACAUAACUGUGAACCACACCCUCGUUCUGCUUGUCUUGAGCAGUUAGUCAUGAUUGCAACUUCAACACCAGUCCUGGUUAGCAACAGUCAUGUUGUUUUGAUUGCUUUUCAAUCCAUUAAGGCAUGCCUUAAUAACAAAGCACUUCUCCGAGUUUAAGAAAACCUCAUGAUGUGUCUGAGUGCUAUUUGUCACAGUCCACCACACAAAUCAUUGGCAGGUUUUCUGCAUAUUUUGUGCUUUCAGCAGAGGUGAAGAGAGGUUUCAACAGCAACUUCGACCCGUUGAGAACAGAUUUGUUUUGUGAGUCAUAACCAAGAGAAAGUAAAAAACAAGCAGGCUCGCUUUUCAUGUCAGAAACUGUUUUUGCUGUUCAGGCAUAUGCUGGUGUCACAUGACCGUGAGCAGAUGGAGAUGUCCUGAUAUUGAAGACACACUUCCUCUUCUUGUAGCUACAUAAUGCUUCUACCACGUGUUCAGAAGGAGGUAUAGGAAGCACAUGGCCUCUCUCGCGCACUCACUUGCUGUCACCAUCAUCCCAUCCUCCAGUGUGGUUGACCUUGCACCAGCUCGCAAGACCUUGGAGUCUGAGUGAUUGCUGCUGAGGAUGCUAGAAGAGAAAGCAAUGCAGGCCAGACAGUCACAUUGAGGGCACAGAGGCAUGGAUGGAGUUGGGGAGAAAGUAGAGUAGGAUCUGCUGGUUAAAACAUUAUAAAUUCUGUGGUUAGACCAGAGAAGUAGAUCAUAUUAAACAGUCAUGAAAUGGAUGCCUUGGAGAGAAAGAGCACUGACAGUUAAAGUGGAAUUAGAUAGAGGGAGUGGCAUACUGACAAGAAAGACCAUAGACAUGAAGAAAUCAAUAUGGGAAGGACGGCCAUGUCCAGACAUGAUGGAUCAUAAUAAGGUCUCAUUAUCACAUCGUCUCUGUGUCACAGAUAUGUGCUGUAUUAGAGACAAUAGGAACAGAUUUGGCAGCCAGAUAGAAUGCAGGGGGUGUCAGCUUUUCAUGUAUCAAGCCAUCAUGCUGCCCCUGGCACUCUCAGUUUAAAAAGAUUUCUAAUUAAGGCUUCUAUUUCACCCCAUUAGUUCAUGUUCAGCUGCGGCUCAAGUUCAGUGUGAUGAGUUCAGAGAUGAUCUUUGCUCUCCUGAACUCAUCCUAUUACAAAGUAUAUUUAGGUAGUUAAUGUUUGUUGCUGUCAGACUUAUCAGACUGAGCUGGAGCAAUAAAUACAUGUAGCGUCAAAAUGAUAUGAUAUUAAAAAUCCAGGUCCUAGUGCAUACAGAGCUAUAAAUAAAAUAAAAAUAAAUAGGAACAUUUAAUAAAAUGUUGUCCGUGAGUUGAGCAGUAUCAUAACAUCCCUUUCCUGUGUGAAAAGUGCAUUUCAUGGAAGCUAAUUUGCUGUGUUUGUAUGUGUGCCUGUGUCUGUGGGGGUGCGGCAGUUGUGUUAUGAUUAUGCGCGCACUCCAAAGGUCAUUUGAAGCAGUAAUGCUACUUUUGCUAUCCUAGGGGUCAUCCAAGGUGAAACUAAGCAGUUUCCUCUUUCACGCUCUCUUUCCCUGUAACAUAUAUCCACGUUGCUGGGUCAUCAUGACCCAGGCUGUGCUGCUGCAGAGCUCCGGUGUGGUGCGUUGCGUUGCUGCAGUGCCGUGAAGUUUGCAGCGGUUCAUAGCGUUGCUGAAGGUGCACAUGUUGUUCUGAGAAAAGUGAUUUCUCUAGGCAGGGUGUGGUGACUUUUACUCUGCCUGUGCAACAAGAGCAGAACGGGCCCCCGGGAGCUCAGUCAUUCAAACUCCCAGAGAAAACCCCUUACAAUGGAUUCACCAAAAAUAGAACCUACUGGCAACAUUGCAAAAUUCUCAUCAAAAAACCCUUUGCAACCGCCGAUCUCUUCUGCAUGAAUGUUUCUGUGAAAAUAAUAAAAAAUUACGUUAUUGCAAGUUCACAUCUAUGUGCGAUCACGGCAGUAUUUCUGUGAUGAUGAUGGUGAUGUUUGGAAAUGCUUCAGGUCAUGGAGAUUAUAAUCUGUUUUUUGUGUUCGAUUUCAAAAGAAAUUCAUGAGAAAUCAGGUAGUCAUAGUCAGUUUGGUCUCUCUCUCUCUCCUCCUUUAGCAGCAGGCAGGUCAGCCUCCUCUUUGCUCCUCCCCCUGCUCUCACCUGGCGCUCAGCCCAGAAUGUUGCUGCAACUCUGCUUGCUCUCAUUGGUCCCCACUCUCACACCGCUUCACAAGAAGGGAAAUGACUAACCUCUUCUCCCUCAUGCCCUGCCUCUACUUCCCCUUUGCUUUCACUCUCUUCUUUUCUUUCACCUCUAAACUCAUUUGUAAUGGCCAGCUCUGCUGUACUUGACUAGGAAGUGCCUUCCCUGAUGUCUGCUGCAGCUUUGACCUGCUUCUACAGCUGAAGCUCCACCCUCCCGCCUCCGCCUCGCUCGCUUGCUGCCACAGUUAACACAAGUACAAGGACAGAGACCACGUCCUCCUUGCGACCUGCGCUCCUACCUGCUCGUCCAUCCACCACCACCACUACCAUUCACUCCUUGCAGCCGGGCUCCAGCCACAGCUCUCCUCUCCAGACGCCUCCUGCUGCUCUGUACCAGCUGACCUGCCUUACCACAGCAGUCCAACACACCACCAGACCCACGCAGCAUCUCACCCACCUUGCCUUUAACCUUCGCCUUCAACCCUCUAAGCCUCCACUCAGUCCUCAGUGUCUUUAGCCUUCCCGUAGCGGGCUACACCCAGACUAUCACCUUUGUUGCCUGCUUCACUGCACCUACCCAGAGGGCUCGCAGUUUGGCCUGUUCAACUGUUUGCCUCCUUGGCUUCUGAAUGCUGUAGAUGAGACUGUUCUGAAACAGUGAGAGAGAAAAGUCAAGAGUGGCAACUUAGUUGUUAGACCAAUUCAUCACCUGGAUAUAAACUUUGUGUUUGAGGAUAAUUCUAAUAACGUUCACAGCAAAACGUCGUCCCGCAACAUUUCACUUCGGAAAAGGAGCCCUCUCAAUCAAUAGGAACUUUAUUUUGAUUCAUUUCAACAUUACACACACAUAUCACAGGCUUUAACAAGAAGUAAACAAACAAAAGACCUUAAAGUUGUGGAUUAAAACACUAGAGGUACUUUACUCGCACUUGAACAGAUUUCAGCUCGGAGUACCUUUUGCCAGCGUGUUGCCAUGGCGCUGAACAUGGCACACAUCCGCGACACAAAGUGGCUGACACUUGAAGUAUGUAGGGAGUUCCAGAGGGGCACGUGCUCACGCUCCGACCAGGAGUGCAAGUUCGCUCAUCCGGCCAAGAGCUGUCAGGUGGACAACGGACGGGUCAUCGCCUGCUUCGACUCACUCAAGGGCCGUUGUUCCAGGGAGAACUGCAAGUACCUGCACCCUCCUCCCCACUUAAAGACCCAGCUUGAGAUCAAUGGCAGGAACAACCUGAUCCAGCAGAAGAACAUGGCCAUGCUGGCCCAGCAGAUGCAGCUCGCCAACGCCAUGAUGCCUGGCACGCAGCUACCGCCUAUGGUGAGAGGACACACACGUAUGAACACACCACAGCUACUGCCCACGCCCAUGUUCUCGGUGACGCCAGGCCUGGCCACCAACGCCAGUGCAGCAGCAGCUGCAGCCGCUGCCUUUAAUCCCUACCUGAGCCCCGUGUCCCCAGGCCUGAUGCCUCCAGAGAUCCUGCCAAGCACCCCUGUCCUCAUGGCCUCAAGUCCCACCGUCAGCCAAGUCCCUAACGCUGCUGCUGCAGCCCAGAAACUGCUGAGAACAGAUAGACUUGAGGUGUGUCGGGAAUAUCAGAGAGGCAACUGCUCUCGGGGGGAGAAUGACUGCCGCUUCGCCCACCCCGCAGACAGCACCAUGAUCGACACCAACGACAACACCGUCACCGUGUGCAUGGACUACAUCAAGGGCCGGUGCUCCCGGGAAAAGUGCAAGUACUUCCACCCGCCAGCCCAUCUGCAGGCCAAAAUUAAGGCUACCCAGCACCAGGUGAACCAGGCUACAGCCGCCGCGGCCAUGACUCAGUCGGCUGUCAAAUCACUGAAGCGACCCCUCGACGCAACCUUUGACCUGGGCAUCACCCCUAGUGUCAUGGCUCCCCUGCCCAAGCGGGCAGCCCUGGAGAAGGCCAAUGGGGCCUCUGCCAUGUUUAACACCGGCAUGCUCCAGUACCAACAGGCCCUGGCCAGCAUGCAGUUUCAGCAGCAGGCUGCUUUCCUUCCAUCAGGCUCAAUAUUGUGCAUGACACCUGCAACCAGCGUUGUUCCCAUGAUGCACGGUGGUACUCCGGCCACUGUGUCUGCAGCCACCACAUCUGCCACAAGCGUUCCCUUCGCAACUGCCUCCACCAAUCAGGACUCUUCCUUAUCAAAGUUGACUACCAACGAAUACAUGCAAUUGAUUCCAAUAAUAUCUGCAGAUCAUCUGAGUAGUCACAAGUACUUGACUCAAAUGUAGUUCCUCUUAAGAACAAUCAAAUGAAUGUGUGCUGGCACCGUCCAAGCCAAAAGAGUUCAGCCUUUAUGUACAUAACCUUCAGAAUGUCAAGCAAUGGGAUAAGGAGGCUCUACCAUCUCUCAGCCAGUCCACGACGAUGGUCUCAUCACACGUGUAAACAUCAAGGGUGCAACACAUGAUCUGUGCCAUCUUCCCACAUAUCAACGUCAAGAAGAAUUUGUUGUCAAAUUCAACGUCCAGCCGAGAAAAGAGGAUAUCUUGGUGUCAGGGUCAGUGUGUCUCUCCCUCAGUGGGGGAAUGUUCGCAUUACACCUCUGUGUCCGACUAAAUCAUAGCACUCAAUUUGUUCUAAUUAUUAUCAUUACUGCACACACAGAGGGUCAGGAGCAUGGUUGCAUAAAGCAACAUCCAGUGCUGGUACGUUAGAAGACCAAGAUCUUUCUUUCCUUUUUUUUAAUUGUUCUGCUUUAUUUUUUUUUUAAUUGAUAGCCAUAUUUCAUAGUUUACAAGUGAAAUGCAAACAUGCACCUUGAAUUUGAAUUGAAAUCUAAAAGGCACAAUGAUUUUAACAGGGGUUUUAUUCGCCAAAAGAAUUAGGCAUGUACAGUAUUGUGUUUUUACAGCUACUAGUGAAACUAGAUGUUGAAAUGAGGGUCUUGGACAUAUGAAUGUUCUGGGUAAACCAACAUACCUGUGUACCUUGAAAGCACAGCCAGGCUAGCUUUUCUUACCUUGUCAUGUGCCAUCAAGGCCAUACAGCUAAAAUCAGAGUGUUAUCUCAGCAGUGUUAUUUGUUUACCGAAGGUAAAAGUUUUGUAUGGCUGUUUUUGUAUUGUUUUGUUUUCAUUAAUCUCCAUUGUGAGUGGUUGUUGUUUUUUUUCUUUGUUUUGUUUUUUUUUUUUACUUUUUUGGUUCUCUAAUUAAUCAAUUUUAGAAGUGGGGUUCUUGUCAUUUUUUUUGUUAAUUUUGAUGGGGUUUUUUUUCUUUUAAAAUUAAAAAUGGAGGGUUUUUCUAUAGUUUGUCAUUACCUCUUUUAGUGUUUGUUUUUGUUUGUGUUGGGAUUAAGUUGUUGCUAAAGUCCCUUGACUCUAAAGCCUGGUGAAGUAGAGGGUGUAGCUUCAGUUGACGUGUUACCCUGUUCGCCCUCUUUUAAAGAGGAGUGACUCUAAAACUGUGUCUCCAAGAAGCACUGUUGAGCCAUGUGUUGAUGGGAAUUUAAAACAACAGACCCCGAAGGUCUAUUAGGUCAUUUAAACCACAUGUGCACUUGAAUGAUUGUUUGUUUGGUCACCCUGUUUUAAUUUCACAACCCAUCUUAUGUAAACUUUCAAGACAUGAACAUUGUCAUUCAUGUGUUGAUCCGACUACAGAAACCAAAGCAGUUUUAUUUUUCUCAAUCACUUUCACAAGGGUCACAGACGCAUCUCUCAAGAGGCUUGAACAAUUAAGGAAACAUUUUAAUCAUCUUUCGUUCAUCUGUCAGUUUUAUAAUCACUUCCCUUUUCUGUUUUCACACAGGUGUGUAGUGUCUUUACCGAUUGUAAUGCACCUAACAAAGCCUUAGAUUACAAUUAAUGGGUCUCAGCCCAAUAAAAUGUACUUUCAACUAUCAUGCAGGUAAAGAACACCAAUGAUGUUUUAUAGUUGUCUCACAUGCCGCUUAUGAUCUUUUUUGUUCUUUCUCUCUAUGUAAAAGUAACAAUUACUCUCUUAAAUUUCAUUGAACUUAUGUGUUAUGUACUACUUAAGGAUUUGAAUCUAUUUGAGGUAGGUAGUUUUAAUUUUUCUCUUUUUUUUGCCUUACUAUAUAUUACUUGACAACAUUGAUAUAGCCGUUGUAGAUUUUGAGGUAGUAUGACAUUCAUAACUUUUUCAAACCAUAUAAAUGAUAAUGUGUUGAGUCAGUUUUAAAUAUUCACUUCAUUCAUAUAGCUGGAUGUCUUUUUCAGUUGAUGUUACAUUAUCAAUUAAUUUUGUUGAUGAAAGACUUUUUUUUGAUACAAGGAAUGAGAUCGGUUAAUUUGCUGCCACUGCAGCAUCUCUGAGUCAACAGAAAAAGCCUAAUGUUUUAACUUACUUAAAUUUUCCUCGUAACAUGUCAAGAUCAUGUUUAAAAAUAUAUUGUAUUGAAAUAUAGAUCCAUGUUUUAGAGUAAAAAUUAUUUUCUACUGUAUCCAUUUCAAAAAUAUGUACUUUUGUUUGAAUAUUUCUUAAGUUUGCCCUGAAUGUCAGGCCAAAACGAGCAGUGAGAUUGACGGGUGUUUGGAGGUUGGGUGGAUAGUAAGAUUAGCAAAGCGAAGAUUUUUCCAGACUGGAAAAGUCUGAAAUGCUGCAGAUGAUGAGUUCUAACCUAAGGGACGAAGGUUGACUUUUUGCACUUCUGUAUAUAGUCAAAUGAACAGAGAAAAAAUGUGUAUCAUAUUGAGAUAUUAUUUUGAAUAAAAAAAGAUCUAUAAUUAUAAGGAAUUUUGCUAGAUUAAUUUAAAUUCUUAAAUUAGAAGACCAGCUAAAAAAAUUGCUUGCAAAGAAGGGCACUAGUUUCUUGGCCAAUGCAUUCAGAGAAAGCUAUGCGCUUUUUGUCUUAUUUUAUCAGUGGCUUGUAUUGCCAGGGAAUGUUGUAGGGGAUUAAAUAUCCCCAUGUCAUGCUAACUCCACUCCGCCUGUAGGAUGACAUAUCCAAUAAUGUCCUUAUAUCAUUUGUUGGACUUGGUCAUGCAAUAUUUCUGGUCCCAUGGUACAGUUGAUACAUGAAUCUAUCAAAAUUGUAUUCUAUUAUAGUUUGAUUUGACUGCAUGUAAAAGUACAAACGUGUAAACAAAAGAAACCGCGUAGCUAUGUAAAGAAUGACAACACAUUCAGAUUACAGAAUACACAAUAAUACGUUUUUCUUUUUCAAAUUAUACAUACAGUAGAUAACAUCCACAGUGGGGGAGAAAUAAUACUUCAAAAACAAGCCAUCUUACUCUUGUGUAAUAAAAAUAUUUUCCAAGCAGACAUGUUAUUUAAAGAAUGGUAAAAUAGUAGCACUCAUCCACCCCAGAUACUUUCUCAUAGCCAUAUAGUUACAGUUUACACUGACUCACGGGAAGUUGUUUCUGCUCUCAUAGCUGUGCACUCAGCAGGUGAAGGCUCACCAAAUGCAUAUUGGGCAAAUUAGUCUUUGAAAUGAAUGUAACAGUCACCGGUCAAGAUGUUCCUGACUUGAGGCUGCUGUAUUGUGGCUACAGAACCAAAGCACCAUUUUCUCCAAACCAGAUUGUUAGUCUCCUGGCUGCAGCCAAGGUUUCUUUUCCCUGCUGAGGGCACGUGUACGCUUUGACUGCUUUUUACUUGUAAGUGCAACCACCAAUUAUGUAUUUGCUAACAGUUGCAACACAAUAAUGUACUAUUCUGUCUUCAGAUUUGUUUAUGCACAUUUUAUUGUUGCCAUAAUUGACUCUUGCUGUAUGGAUGAAAAAAAAAUCUGAAUAAAACAAUAUUUGAUUUGCUCAUGCAACA